Messenger RNA from Sphaeroforma arctica JP610, 612 nucleotides. RefSeq lists its product as hypothetical. The transcript has a single exon. Lineage: Eukaryota; Ichthyosporea; Ichthyophonida. The annotation marks the transcript as partial. The record is from RefSeq and is a predicted model, not a curated record.
AAACUGCAAUUCUCAAAGACCAAAUCAGAUGCCGUAGCCAAACACCGGGGUAACUUCAUUCCCCGGCCCCGUCGUCCCAAAGGGGAGAAGCGCAGACUGGAGAUGGAGGCGUUAGACCGGGUGAGACGGGCCCUGGAACAGCAGAGCACAGGACCUGGGUGGAACCACGGGGGGUACCCUGACCAAGCACAGCACCUAGACACGCAGCAACAGGCGGGUAAUGAGUAUUACAGCCACGGAGACCCGAAUUCGAGUAUGAACACCAACAACAUGAACAACAACAACAACAACAACAACAGCAGCUACCCGAGCAACAUGCAGCAGAACCCCAGCGCCAUGGGAGAGUCCAAGUCCAGUAUGCCCAGCGGAGACUACAGGUCUAUGGCCACUCAGGCCCAGCAGCAGCAACAACCGUACACGAACACCGGUAACGCGUACAGUAACCAGCCACCGCAACAGUUCUCCGGACCACCCCCCACCCAAGCACCCCCAGCGGCUUUGGCUGCGCCGGUUAAUCCCCCCAAUCACAUUCUGCUGCUGACUGGCUUGCCAGCGGGCACUACCCAGGAUAUUAUAUACGGACUCUUCAAUCGGUUCUAUGGCUUAAAGGAG